CCACACCGUGACGCUUCACUCUGGACGUAGUUUGGGCUGGACGAGUUAUUUUCCUCAUAUGCUUUACAAACUACGCAAUAUUCGUAAUCUAUAGGCUCUCAUGGUAAGUUGCAGUUGGAGUCAACCGACGCUAUCGUGGAGAGUAAUACGUUCCUUCUUGCCGAUCGAGCAAUGGAGGAAAGAAAGGCGACUGAGCCAACAAGUGUGCGACCCUGUAUUAUAGUGCACGGUGGGGCUUGGGCCAUACCAGACGCCUGGAAAGAGUCAUCAGUCAGUGGGGUCAAGAAAGCUGCACAAAAAGGGUACGAGUGCUUAUUAAAGGUGAGAUCUGCGUAAGAAACAUAAUGGAAUUGAUUGCAAUAAUAAAUACAGGUCACAUUUUGCCAUUAUGCAUCACCGUUUCUUCAAGAGGUUCUCACAAUCAAUCCUGUUUUAGAACGUAUCAAGUCACAGGCUCAUUUAAAACAAAAAAGGAAACCCUUUCACUCUCAGAACUAAUUGACAGAUAACCCUCCCUUUCCCACCCCCACCACCCCCCCCCCACCCCCCCACAAUUUCAAAGGAAAAAUAUCAAGCAGAGGGUAAUGCAAACAGACAAAGAACCACCUGGGAAGAAGAAUGCUAUCUUGAUACAUCAAAUAUUUUCGCUGGUGCCCAAUUAUUCUAAGUGCAUCGCAUGACCAAGUAUUUCUCUGCUAGGGGGAUAUCCUAGGGGAAUCAAGAAAAUCUCGCAUGUAAUAUUCCCCAAUUUUCAAACCUUUCAUCCACUAUGAUAAGUUUUCAUAUAAUAUUUUAUUUGAGAUGGGAGAGUUAAAUGGUUGUUACAGAAGAAGUUAAGUAUUUGUUUGUUCAUAAAGUUGUGCUAGAGAACACUCAAAAGGAAAUAUUUCGCACAGCAAACAGUAAGCUGUUUGUAAAAAUUUUUUUUAUGCAUGUUGCAAAAUACAUGAAAGAUAAUAAACACAAUAGCCUCCAUUUUGUGAAAAAUGUGCUCAUGUAUUUGUCCUUGGACAUUAUCUGAUCCUUAAAGCUCACAGAUUUCCUUGAGCUUCACUUUCAGAAAACUGUUUGUAUCUUGGAACAGAUGAUGUUACAGACAAAUAUUGUGCAUAUUUUUGUACCAAAAUAGACUAUUAUUUAUUUAUCUAUAAGUAACUAAUAAAGAAACACAUAGCAGCUAGAAGAGAGGAAUUAUGUAUAGUCCAAUUGUAAGCAAUAAUGAAUGAAUUCAUUUUAACCAAGGGUGGAACAGCUGUUGACACAGUUGAGGCAGCUGUUCGUAUUCUGGAAGAUGAUCCAACUUUUGAUGCAGGUCAUGGCUCAGUUCUCACAGAGGAGUUGACUGUUGAAGUUGAUGCCAUGAUCAUGGAUGGGCAGACCUUAGAAUCAGGUAAAUUUAGAUAAACUUUGCCAUAGAACAGAUGUUUCCAGAUUUGGUACCAAACUGCAACAUAUGGGUACUGGAUUCAUUUUGCCUUGAAUACAACAGUAGAAAAAUUGUCAUUGAUUGCUUUUCUAGAGAUUUUUGUUAUAGAAUUAACAGUGAAAUAUUUCUAUAAAAGUGCUUUACAGUUCUCUCUGAUUUGUAGCAGAAGAAGUUUUCUCUCAGCUCUCAGUUUUGUGCUUUUUCUUAAAAUUCUUAGAUUGAAUUUGGUCUUUGGUUUGAUGAUAAGAUAAUUUGCAAUUUCUUCUCCAGGUGCUGUUGCAGCAGUAACAGGUGUAGCAAAUCCUGUGUCUCUAGCUCGUCAUGUGAUGGAAGACACUCCUCAUUCUCUAUUGGUUGGCAAUGGCGCUUUAAAGUAUGCAAAGAAAAUAGAUUUUCCAAUUUUAUCUGAUCCUCUCGCACUUAUCAGCGAAGAAUCAAGACUACAAUUGGAAGGAAACAAAAAUUUCAAUGAAGCUGUUUUGAGUGGCUAUAAUACAGAAACAUGCAAUACUGGUGCUGUUGUUAAUCCUGGACAUGACACUGUUGGUGCAGUUGCUAUGGACUCCUCUGGUCGACUAGCAUGUGCAACAUCUACAGGUUAGCUUUAGCACCAAUAAGUUAGAAAUGUUGGCUUUUAUUGUAGCUUAUAUGUUUAGUGUAGCACAUUGUUGUGGGUGGCAUGACCAGUGUUCUUCUUAGCUUUCCAGAAGUUAAUGCAAAAUAGGAUUCCAAAACCCUAAACUCUUGACACCGGUUGUUUGAAUUUUCAAUUUUUAUUACAGGUUGCAGUUAGUAAUAAAUGCUUUUGCAAGAAGUAAAUUUCAUCCGCUACUGCCUAAUAAAGAGAACACUGGGUAUGAGUAAUGAUAUGGCUUAAUUUAGUGGGUUCAAUUCUGGGGCCUUACAAGUGUUGCAAGUUUUUGUAGAUUUCUCCUUGUAAACAACAACUGAAUUGCUAUAAAUAAUACCCAUUUAGGCACAAGAAUUCGCUCCUUUUGAAAUCACUUCAAAUUCUAUGUUAUGGAGUUCAGGAUGUCUGCCUAACAGGCAUGUAGCUAACAAGCAUAGCCAGCUUGUUUGGUGUCACCUUGUACAUGUGGUGACCCAUUUUAUUGGAGAGGAGGAUUUUCUGGCCACAAUGCCCAGCGUACACACUUCAUUAGACCCUGUGAGAACAAAAUUUGGUCCCAUAAGCCAAAACACAGGAAGCCUCAACUGAACUUAGUUAAACCUCAAAUGCAGAGCCACUAAUACUAAAAGUGCACUUGCAAUAAUCAAGAGCAGGAAGAAAAAAACAAAAAUCAAAUUGAGCUUUAUAAAUUUCAGGUGGAAUUUCCCUCAAGAUGCCUGGACGUGUUGGUGACAGUCCACUGAUUGGCUGUGGAGGUUAUGCAAACGAGGAGGGUGCAGUAUCAACAACAGGACAUGGAGAAUCCAUUAUGAAAACUUUGCUGGCAAGAGAAGUGGUGUGUAACAUGGAAGGGGGUUACCCCCCUGAUUUUGCGUGCACUAAAGCACUUGAGAAGAUGUUUGAGCAAGUAGGUGGUCAGGGGGGAGCAAUAGCAAUCAGUAAACACGGCAAAGUAGGGAGAGGUUUUACCACCAAGCGUAUGCCUUGGGCAACUAUUACAGAAGGUGUUCUAAAGUUUGGUAUUGAACCAAAUGAGGAAAUUUCAGAUGCAUGCUGUUGAGUAUUUACACCCAUGAAUAUUGUAUUUAAGCUCAACUAUUUAUUUCCUAUUCCUAAUCUUAUCAUUAAACAUGUACCCCCU
This is a messenger RNA of Pocillopora meandrina, 3198 nucleotides long. Lineage: Eukaryota; Metazoa; Cnidaria; Anthozoa; Scleractinia; Pocilloporidae. The record is from the annotation of a GenBank genome assembly.